UUAAAAGCAAACGGAAUUUUUUACUUUUGUUUUUUUUGUUUUUUGUUAUCGCAACAAUACAAUACUUUAUCUUGGUUGUUUUGAUCAGGGUGGGGUCUGGUGCGACGGCCGGAUCUGUGGAAUCCGAUGGAGACGGCGGCUAAGCCUCUGAAAGUCACGUUCAAUGGGGCGGCCAACCACUGGACCGACGCGCUUCCCAUUGGCAACGGCCGCCUUGGAGCCAUGGUCUGGGGCGGUGUCGCGUCUGAGACUCUCCAGCUCAAUGAUGACACACUCUGGACUGGGACACCAGGCAACUACACUAACCCUAAUGCUCCAGAGGCUCUAUUAGAGGUCAGAAAACUUGUUGACAAUGGUAAAUACGCAGAAGCUACUGAAGCGGCCAUCAAGUUGACUGGAAAUCUAGCUGAGGUUUACCAACUUCUUGGUGACAUCAAGCUGGAGUUUGAUGCUUCCCAUCUUACAUAUGCUGAAGAAACGUACCACAGAGAGUUGGACUUGGAUACUGCGACAGUACGAGUAAAAUAUUCUGUGGGUGAUGUAGAAUUUACAAGGGAACACUUUGCUUCCAAUCCUGAUCAAGUGAUUGUGACAAAGAUUUCUGGAAGCAAACCAGGGUGUCUAUCAUUCUCAGUGUCUCUAGAUAGCAAGUUAGAUCAUCAUUCUUACAUUAAUGACAAAAAUCAGGUUAUUAUGGAAGGAAGCUGUCCUGGUGAAAGGUUGCCCCCAGCAAGGGAUGCAAAUGGCAAUUCAAAGGGAAUUAAGUUUUCUGCAGUUCUUGAUUUACAGAUUAGUGAUGGCAGAGGUGUGAUUCAUGUUUUGGAUGACAAGAAGUUGAGGGUUGAGGGUUCAGAUUGGGCUAUUUUGCUUUUAGUCGCUUCAUCUUCAUUUGAUGGGCCAUUCAUGAAGCCUUUAGAUUCUAAAAGGAAUCCCACAGCAGAGUCUAUCAGUGCAUUGAAACGAAUUAGGGAUUUGUCAUACUCUGAUCUUUAUGCACAUCAUCUGGAUGAUUAUCAGAAUCUUUUUCAUCGUCUCUCACUGCAGCUUGCAAAACGCUCAAUAUCUGUUGGGUCUCUGGAGAAACAUGCAUCUGCAGCAACUGAUUUAUAUCUUGAAGGAUGUAAAGAUUAUACAGUUUCAACUGCAGAGAGAGUGAAAUCUUUUCAAACUGAUGAGGAUCCUUCCUUGGUGGAGCUUCUUUUCCAGUAUGGACGAUAUCUACUUAUUUCUUGUUCACGGCCUGGAACUCAAGUGGCAAACCUGCAGGGACUAUGGAAUAACGAACUUCAUCCAAAAUGGGACGGAGCUCCUCACUUGAACAUUAAUCUUGAAAUGAAUUAUUGGCCUUCCCUUCCUUGCAACCUUAGCGAGUGCCAAGAGCCGUUGUUUGAUUUCAUUUCCUCUUUGUCAAUUAAUGGGCGUAAAACCGCUGAAGUAAAUUAUGAAGCAAGUGGUUGGGUUGUACAUCAUAAGUCUGACAUUUGGGCAAAAACAUCAGCAGAUCAAGGUAAUGUUGAUUGGGCGUUAUGGCCGAUGGGUGGAGCAUGGCUUUGUACCCAUUUAUGGGAUCACUAUACCUAUACAUUAGACAAGGAUUUUCUUAAAGUCAAGGCAUAUCCUUUGUUGGAAGGAUGUGCAUGUUUUCUUUUGGAUUGGUUGAUCGAAGGCCGUGGAGGAUACCUAGAAACCAACCCUUCAACUUCUCCAGAGCAUGACUUUGUUGCUCCUGAUGGUAAGUCUGCUUCCGUGAGCUACUCGUCAACGAUGGACAUGGCAAUCAUAAAAGAAGUUUUUUCUGCUGUUGUUUCUGCUUCUGAGGUUCUGGGGAGGAAAGAGGAUUAUCUUGUUGAAAGAGUGCACAAGGCUCUACUAAGGCUUUAUCCAACAAAAAUUGCCGGAGAUGGUUCCAUUAUGGAGUGGUCUGUGUUAAGACAGGCACAAGAUUUUAAGGACCCAGAUGUGCAUCAUCGACAUCUUUCGCACCUAUAUGGGCUGUUUCCUGGGCACACAAUAACUGUUGAGAAAACUCCGGACCUCUGUAAAGCUGCAGAGGCUUCUCUCUAUAAACGGGGAGAGGAUGGUCCGGGAUGGUCAACUACAUGGAAAACUGCUUUGUGGGCGCGUCUCUACAACAGUAACAAUGCAUAUCGAAUGGUCAAGAAGUUGAUAAAGCUGGUGGAUCCAGAUUUUGAGAGACCAUUUGAAGGAGGACUGUAUGGUAAUCUAUUUGCAGCACACCCUCCUUUCCAGAUUGAUGCCAACUUUGGUUUCAUUGCAGCAGUUUCAGAAAUGCUUAUCCAGAGCACCAUAGAGGACCUGUACUUACUUCCUGCUCUUCCCCGGGAUAAAUGGACUGAUGGUUGUGUGAAAGGAUUGAGGGCGCGUGGUGGGGUGACAGUCAGCAUCUGCUGGAAAGAUGGCAAUCUUCAUGAAGUUGGUCUUUGGUCAAAGGACCAGAAUUCUUUAAAAAUGUUACACUACAGAGGAACUGUAGUCACAGCAAACAUAUUAUCUGGCAUAGUCUACACAUUCAAUUCACAGUUAAAAUGUGUGAAAAAAUACUCAGUCUAGAAGCAGCUUUUUCUUGGAUGUUAAGAUCAAUCAGAUUAUAGGAACAUUACUCAUAUUUUCCUAUUUAAUCUUAUAUUUUAUUUUUGGUGUU
This is a messenger RNA of Quercus robur (English oak), 2662 nucleotides long. Its product is annotated as alpha-L-fucosidase 2-like. The transcript has 10 exons. The record is from RefSeq and is a predicted model, not a curated record. Lineage: Eukaryota; Viridiplantae; Streptophyta; Magnoliopsida; Fagales; Fagaceae. The coding region runs from base 127 to 2571 and encodes 814 amino acids. Gene Ontology annotation, biological process: carbohydrate metabolic process. Gene Ontology annotation, molecular function: alpha-L-fucosidase activity.